This is a messenger RNA of Zootermopsis nevadensis, 1056 nucleotides long. Its product is annotated as proteasome alpha4 subunit. Lineage: Eukaryota; Metazoa; Arthropoda; Insecta; Blattodea; Termopsidae. The record is from RefSeq and is a predicted model, not a curated record. Gene Ontology annotation, cellular component: proteasome core complex; proteasome core complex, alpha-subunit complex. Gene Ontology annotation, biological process: ubiquitin-dependent protein catabolic process.
UGUUUGUACUGAUUUUGUGAAGUCAUUUGUUUAAUAUAAUUACAAAGCGUAAAUUUGACAAGCAACAUGGGUUCUAGGUAUGAUAGAGCAAUUACAGUAUUUUCACCUGAUGGUCACUUAUUGCAGGUUGAAUAUGCACAAGAAGCGGUUCGUAAAGGAUCCACGGCUGUUGGUGUUCGUGGAUCAGAUGUGGUUGUCCUUGGUGUAGAAAAGAAAUCUGUAGCUAAGUUACAAGAAGAACGCACAGUGAGAAAGAUUUGUCUCUUGGAUGAUCAUGUUGUUAUGGCCUUUGCAGGAUUAACUGCUGAUGCCAGAAUUCUUAUAAACCGAGCCCAGAUAGAAUGUCAAUCUCACAAACUGACUGUUGAAGAUCCAGUUACAUUGGAAUAUAUUACCAGAUAUAUUGCAGGUCUGAAACAGAAAUAUACCCAAAGUAAUGGACGAAGACCAUUUGGUAUUUCGUGCCUUUUGGCUGGGUUUGAUUAUGAUGGAGUCCCUCAUUUAUAUCAGACAGAACCAUCAGGAAUUUACUAUGAGUGGAAGGCAAAUGCAACUGGCCGUAGUGCAAAGACAGUGAGAGAAUUUUUGGAGAAAUAUUAUACUGAGGAGCUUGUAUCUACAGAGAAGGGCACAGUGAAAUUGGCCAUAAGGGCAUUACUUGAGGUAGUGCAGUCUGGACGAAAACAUCUGGAAAUAGCAGUAAUGCGACGUGGAGAACCAAUGCAGAUGUUGGAUGUGGAAAAGAUUGAGGAAUAUGUGGUAGAAAUAGAGAAAGAAAAGGAAGAAGAAGCAGAGAAGAAGAAACAGAAAAAAUAAAUAUUGCAUUCAUGUUAUGUGGUAAACUGUAUCAACUUUGUGUAACAAUUAUAACUUUUUUCACAAAGUAAUAAAGUGCUUCUCUAGCAAAAAUGCAUUUUUCUACUCUUAUGGCUAUUUAUUAUCCCUGAUAAUUCUUCUGUUGUUUAGUGUCAAAUGUGACUUAUCCAGAGUUCAACUCAGAGUAAGUGCUGUACUAAUGUAAAAUAUAUUAAAUAAAAUAGAUUCUUGUGUGAGAAA